CUCUGUAAAUUCUCUUACGAAUCUAGAGAGAUAAAGAGCUUCUGCAUUCGCCGGAAAUGCUGGUGGCGUUUCAAAUUCCGGCGAGGAUUGUCAGCUGGUAACGAAGUAUAGUGUCCGUACCGUACGAAUUACGAUCAUCCUCUUUAGGAAAAUGCCAGAGCCAGUGAUGUUAUUUGCCGAAGAUAAGAAGAAGAACGAAGAGAAGAUUGUGCCGGUGAUGAUUCCUCCGGUGUCCGCGGUUUGUCGCAGCCGAUCUCAGGCGGCGACUCGAAGAGUUACACCAACCGUCACUGUCUCCGACGACGCCGGCGCAGUCACUUUAGAGAAACGUCUUCCGAAUGGAGAUCUAUACAUAGGAAGCUUCUCAGCAAACGUACCGCAUGGAUCGGGGAAGUAUUUGUGGACCGACGGUUGCAUGUAUGAAGGAGAUUGGAAGAGAGGAAAGGCAUCAGGUAAAGGUAAGUUUUCUUGGCCAUCUGGUGCUACUUAUGAAGGUGAGUUUAAGUCCGGUAGAAUGGAAGGAUUCGGUACUUUCAUCGGUUCAGAAGGCGAUACUUACCGUGGUUCCUGGACUGGUGACCGUAAACAAGGUUACGGCGUUAAACACUACGCUAACGGAGACUAUUACGAAGGAUCCUGGAGAAGGAACUUGCAGGACGGCCAUGGAAGGUAUGUUUGGAGUAAUAGAAACGAGUAUGUUGGAGAAUGGCGCGGAGGUGUUAUCAAUGGAAGAGGGACUCUUAUUUGGGCGAACUGUAACCGUUACGAUGGAAAUUGGGAAAACGGAGUGCCGAAAGGGAAUGGCGUGUUUACUUGGCCAGACGGAAGUUGCUAUAUCGGGUGUUGGAAUAAGGAUAUUAACAAUGGAAAUGCAUUGAAAGAAUCUAAUGGAACCUUUUAUCCAGGAAGUAAUACGGCUUCAAGUGAAGAUCUGAAGAACAAUAAAAGUAAUUUUGGCCAUAAAUUUGCAUCGCCGUUGUUGGAUGAAUCGAGAGGAAGCUCGACGGAGAGAAGUUUCCCGAGGAUAUGCAUAUGGGAGUCGGAUGGAGAAGCUGGGGAUAUCACUUGCGAUAUAAUCGAUAAUUUGGAGGUUUCCAUGUUCUAUAGAGACGGCCCUAUAGAUGGAUUUAGACGGUUUCGUAAAAAUCCUUAUAGUUUCGAUGGUGAGGUGAAGAAACCUGGAGAAAUGAUUUCGAAAGAACAUAAGAAUUAUGAAUUGAUGCUGAAUCUUCAACUGGGAAUCAGACAUUCAGUCGGAAAACACGCUUCGAUUCUCCGGGAUCUUAAAGACAGCGAUUUCGAUCCCAAGAAGAAAUUCUGGACGAAAUUUCCGGCGGAGGGUUCUAAGGUUACGCCUCCUCACCAGUCAACAGAGUUCAGAUGGAAAGACUAUUGUCCAAUUGUGUUUAGACAUUUAAGAGAGCUAUUCCAAGUGGAUCCUGCUGAUUACAUGCUAGCUGUUUGUGGAAAUGACGCCUUGAGAGAGCUUUCUUCCCCAGGGAAGAGUGGAAGCUUAUUCUAUGUAACCCAAGAUGACAGAUUCAUGAUCAAAACAGUGAAGAAAUCAGAAGUCAAGGUCCUUAUUAAGAUGCUGUUAAGCUAUUAUAAUCAUGUUUCCCAAUAUGAAAAUUCACUAGUCACCAAAUUCUUCGGUGUCCAUUGUGUUAAGCCAGUGGGUGGUGUGAAGACGCGAUUCAUAGUGAUGGGGAACUUAUUCUGUUCUGAGUAUCGAAUCCAUAGACGAUUUGAUCUGAAAGGAUCCUCUCACGGGCGAACAACAGAUAAACAGGAGGAAGAGAUUGACGAAACCACCACCCUAAAGGAUCUGGAUUUAAACUUUGUAUUCAGACUGCAGCAAAACUGGUUUGAAGAACUGAUGAACCAAAUAGAGAAAGACUGCGAAUUCUUAGAAGCAGAGAGGAUAAUGGAUUACAGUCUGUUAGUAGGUCUUCAUUUCCGCGACGAUAAUAACAAGACAUGUGACAACAUGGGUCUCUCCCCGUUCUUCCUGAGAGGCAGUAAAACCGAUUCAUUUCAAAACGAGAAGUUAAUGCGAGGGUGCAAAUUCCUCGAGGCUGAAUUGCAAGACAUGGACAGAGUAUUGGCUGGCAGGAAGCCAUUGAUAAGGCUAGGAGCGAACAUGCCUGCGAGGGCGGAGCGGAUGGGGAGAAGGAGAAGAAGAAGCGAUUAUGGGCGGGCGUGGUCGAGAAGUGGUGGGGAGAUAAACGAAGUGGUGAUAUAUUUCGGGGUAAUAGACAUUCUUCAAGAUUACGAUAUUAGUAAGAAAAUUGAACACGCAUAUAAAUCGUUACAAGCAGAUCCGAAUUCGAUAUCGGCUGUGGAUCCGAAGUUGUAUUCGAAGAGAUUUAGAGAUUUUAUCGGGAGGAUAUUUGUUGAGGAUGGUUGAGAGCUAGAAGUGGUUUCAAUAAUAUGAAUAAUAAUAAUUGUGAAGUGUACAGAUUAUAGAGGGGGUAAAUAUUAUUGUUACAUUUAUGAAAGAAAGGUGUUAUGUUUUUAUGUAUUAUUAUUAUUAUUGAUGAAAUGGAUGGACCCAAUUUUCAAAU
This is a messenger RNA of Impatiens glandulifera, 2564 nucleotides long. Its product is annotated as phosphatidylinositol 4-phosphate 5-kinase 1-like. Gene Ontology annotation, molecular function: ATP binding; 1-phosphatidylinositol-4-phosphate 5-kinase activity. Bases 152 to 2407 code for a protein of 751 amino acids. The record is from RefSeq and is a predicted model, not a curated record. NCBI's taxonomy places the organism in Eukaryota, Viridiplantae, Streptophyta, Magnoliopsida, Ericales, Balsaminaceae. The transcript has 6 exons. Gene Ontology annotation, biological process: phosphatidylinositol metabolic process.